AUGUCGAAGCCUGCACAUGUGGAUCCUAGCUUCUGGUCUUUCACAAAACAGGAAGCUGAGCGCAUGGAUCCUCGACAGCGACUAUUUCUUGAAGUUGCUUACGAGGCUCUUCAGAGUUCCGGAACCACAAAGUUCAGGGGUACCGAUGUUGGCGUCUAUGUUGGCACCAUGGGCGACGACUGGAGUCAGCUUGAGUCUCGCGACGAGCAGAGCCUCGAGCAAGUUCGACCUGAUGUAUAUGGAGAUUAUAUCCUUGCAAACAGAGCCUCGUAUGAGUUCGACUUGACCGGACCGAGGUGA
Molecule: messenger RNA, 300 nt
Organism: Colletotrichum chrysophilum
Lineage: Eukaryota; Fungi; Ascomycota; Sordariomycetes; Glomerellales; Glomerellaceae
Exons: 2
Coding region: 1-300 (99 amino acids)
Biological process (GO): secondary metabolite biosynthetic process; fatty acid biosynthetic process
Molecular function (GO): fatty acid synthase activity
Source: RefSeq, a predicted model, not a curated record